Messenger RNA from Komagataella phaffii GS115, 2451 nucleotides. RefSeq names its product Dipeptidyl aminopeptidase, synthesized as a glycosylated precursor. Gene Ontology annotation, molecular function: dipeptidyl-peptidase activity; serine-type endopeptidase activity. NCBI's taxonomy places the organism in Eukaryota, Fungi, Ascomycota, Pichiomycetes, Pichiales, Pichiaceae. The record is from RefSeq and is a predicted model, not a curated record. Gene Ontology annotation, biological process: proteolysis. The transcript has a single exon. The coding region runs from base 1 to 2451 and encodes 816 amino acids.
AUGUAUCCCGAACACAAGUAUCGGGAGUAUCAACGGAGGGUGCCCUUAUGGCAGUACUCCCUGUUGGUGAUUGUACUGCUAUACGGGUCUCAUUUGCUUAUCAGCACCAUCAACUUGAUACACUAUAACCACAAAAAUUAUCAUGCACACCCAGUCAAUAGUGGUAUCGUUCUUAAUGAGUUUGCUGAUGACGAUUCAUUCUCUUUGAAUGGCACUCUGAACUUGGAGAACUGGAGAAAUGGUACCUUUUCCCCUAAAUUUCAUUCCAUUCAGUGGACCGAAAUAGGUCAGGAAGAUGACCAGGGAUAUUACAUUCUCUCUUCCAAUUCCUCUUACAUAGUAAAGUCUUUAUCCGACCCAGACUUUGAAUCUGUUCUAUUCAACGAGUCUACAAUCACUUACAACGGUGAAGAACAUCAUGUGGAAGACGUCAUAGUGUCCAAUAAUCUUCAAUAUGCAUUGGUAGUUACGGAUAAGAGACAUAAUUGGCGCCAUUCUUUUUUUGCGAAUUACUGGCUGUAUAAAGUCAACAAUCCUGAACAGGUUCAGCCUUUGUUUGAUACAGAUCUAUCGUUGAAUGGUCUUAUUAGCCUUGUCCAUUGGUCUCCGGAUUCUUCCCAAGUUGCAUUUGUGUUGGAAAAUAACAUAUAUUUGAAGCAUCUUAACAACUUUUCUGAUUCAAGGAUUGAUCAACUAACUUAUGAUGGAGGCGAAAACAUAUUUUAUGGCAAACCAGAUUGGGUUUAUGAAGAAGAAGUGUUUGAAAGCAACUCUGCUAUGUGGUGGUCUCCAAAUGGAAAGUUUUUAUCAAUAUUGCGAACUAAUGACACCCAAGUGCCUGUCUAUCCUAUUCCAUAUUUUGUUCAGUCUGAUGCUGAAACAGCUAUCGAUGAAUACCCUCUUCUGAAACACAUAAAAUACCCAAAGGCAGGAUUUCCCAAUCCAGUUGUUGAUGUGAUUGUAUACGAUGUUCAACGCCAGCACAUAUCUAGGUUACCUGCUGGUGAUCCUUUCUACAACGAUGAGAACAUUACCAAUGAGGACAGACUUAUCACUGAGAUCAUCUGGGUUGGUGAUUCACGGUUCCUGACCAAGAUUACGAACAGGGAAAGUGACUUGUUAGCAUUUUAUCUGGUAGACGCUGAGGCUAACAAUAGUAAGCUGGUAAGAUUCCAAGAUGCUAAGAGCACCAAGUCUUGGUUUGAAAUUGAACACAACACAUUGUAUAUUCCUAAGGAUACUUCAGUGGGAAGGGCACAAGAUGGCUACAUCGACACCAUAGAUGUUAACGGCUACAACCAUUUAGCCUAUUUCUCACCACCAGACAACCCAGACCCCAAGGUCAUUCUUACGCGUGGUGAUUGGGAAGUCGUUGACAGUCCAUCUGCAUUUGACUUCAAAAGAAAUUUGGUUUACUUUACAGCAACCAAGAAAUCCUCAAUAGAAAGACAUGUUUAUUGUGUUGGGAUAGACGGGAAACAAUUCAACAAUGUAACUGAUGUUUCAUCAGAUGGAUACUACAGUACAAGCUUUUCCCCUGGAGCAAGAUAUGUAUUGCUAUCACACCAAGGUCCCCGUGUACCUUAUCAAAAGAUGAUAGAUCUUGUCAAAGGCACCGAAGAAAUAAUCGAAUCUAACGAAGAUUUGAAAGACUCCGUUGCUUUAUUUGAUUUACCUGAUGUCAAGUACGGCGAAAUCGAGCUUGAAAAAGGUGUCAAGUCAAACUACGUUGAGAUCAGGCCUAAGAACUUCGAUGAAAGCAAAAAGUAUCCGGUUUUAUUUUUUGUGUAUGGGGGGCCAGGUUCCCAAUUGGUAACAAAGACAUUUUCUAAGAGUUUCCAGCAUGUUGUAUCCUCUGAGCUUGACGUCAUUGUUGUCACGGUGGAUGGAAGAGGGACUGGAUUUAAAGGUAGAAAAUAUAGAUCCAUAGUGCGGGACAACUUGGGUCAUUAUGAAUCCCUGGACCAAAUCACGGCAGGAAAAAUUUGGGCAGCAAAGCCUUACGUUGAUGAGAAUAGACUGGCCAUUUGGGGUUGGUCUUAUGGAGGUUACAUGACGCUAAAGGUUUUAGAACAGGAUAAAGGUGAAACAUUCAAAUAUGGAAUGUCUGUUGCCCCUGUGACGAAUUGGAAAUUCUAUGAUUCUAUCUACACAGAAAGAUACAUGCACACUCCUCAGGACAAUCCAAACUAUUAUAAUUCGUCAAUCCAUGAGAUUGAUAAUUUGAAGGGAGUGAAGAGGUUCUUGCUAAUGCACGGAACUGGUGACGACAAUGUUCACUUCCAAAAUACACUCAAAGUUCUAGAUUUAUUUGAUUUACAUGGUCUUGAAAACUAUGAUAUCCACGUGUUCCCUGAUAGUGAUCACAGUAUUAGAUAUCACAACGGUAAUGUUAUAGUGUAUGAUAAGCUAUUCCAUUGGAUUAGGCGUGCAUUCAAGGCUGGCAAAUAA